CCCAAAAAACAACUGCAACACGUCGCAUCAUCAACGCAGCGACGCCAGCAACAUCGACAACGCGACACCGCGACACCGACACGGCCAACAUUUAGAUAUAUAGGAAAUGGCCACGCAACAUACGAAGUCGCAGGACGAGCUGGCCUCCAAUAACCUGGUGGUGUCCAAGCAGCCGGACAACAUCAAGGAGGAGGAUGAGGAUGGGGAGAUCGAGGAGGCGGCAGUGGUGGUUCCCCCUGACAGCGGUUGGGCCUGGGUGGUGAUGGUGGCCUCCUUCCUCUGCUGCACGGUCAUCGAUGGCAUUGUCUUCUGCUCGGCGCUCAUCCAGGAGCAGCUGAUGGCCGAGUUCGGGGUGAGCAAGGCCUAUGUGUCGUUGGUAUCGUCGCUCCUCAGUGGUUGCUACCUGAUGGCCGGGCCCUUUGUGAGUGCUUUGGCCAAUCGGUAUGGAUUCCGGCCGGUCACCAUAACCGGAGCCAUCUUCGCGGCCAUCUGCUUCGGAUUGUCCUACUAUGCGACCAGUGUGGAGUAUCUGUUUGUGAUCUAUGGCAUCCUGGGAGGCAUUGGCUUCUGCAUGGUCUACAUUCCGGCGGUGGUCAUCAUUGGCUUCUACUUUGAGAAGUGGCGUGCUUUGGCCACCGGAGUGGCCAUGUGCGGCUCCGGCGUGGGCACCUUUGUGUUCGCUCCUCUGACCAGGGAACUCUUGAAGCACGGCUGGCGCACCACGCUGGCCAUCCAGGGAGUCAUUGUCCUCUCGUGCGCCAUCUUCGGCCUGACCUUCCGGCCCAUUCAACCCAUUACGCUGUCGGUGACCAAUGAGGAGCAGGGCGAUGAGCAGGAGAAGAGCAAGCUGAACGGGCAUGGCAACACGGUGGCCCCCACUCCGCAGCUCCAUCAGGCUGCCUUCACGAAGCCUUUGCCGGAGGGAAGAUUCGCCUAUUCCAUGCCCAAUUCCGCACAUAACACUUAUAUGGGUGCCUCGCAGCGGAAUCAUUAUCCCACCGCCCAGGAGAUCUUCAAGGGCAUGAAUCUGGAGCGAAGGCCCUCGGGCACUGCCCAGGGUAGCAAGGGCACCGAGCUGAAGCAACUGAGGAAGUCACAGCCCACCACACCGAACGGAGAUCCCCAGCAGCUGACCUUCAAUCUGCACAAGGAACUCACGACCGUGGGUGAGAACGAGGAGGAGGCCGAGAACGAUAACCUGUUGGAGACGGAGGCCAAACCGGUGACUAUUCAGGCCAGAAGACACACGGUUUCCGGGCGCAGACCCCAGGAUAUUGGCAAGCGAUCCGCCGCCGCCGCCCACGAGGCUCAUCAUGGCGCCCAGGCGCACUCCUCAUCGCGUCCCAUGUACCGAGAUGAUAUCUUCUUCUCCGGAUCUCUAACUAGGAUCCCCCAGUACCAAUCGCAGACCUCGCUGGCCUAUCACAUGUCCGUGACCCGUUUGCCCACCAAGCAGGACAUGCUGGAGGAUCGCCAGAAGGGUUGCCGCAUCUGCCCGGAGGCAGUGCGUCGGACUUUGUCCACCAUGCUGGACACCUCGCUGCUCAAGUCGCCCGCCUUCAUGUGCCUGGCCUUCAGCGGCUUCCUCACCAUGAUGGGCUUCUUCGUGCCCUUCUCCUUCUUGGUCAGUCGCGCCACGGAGCAUCAGGAAAUGACCGAGGGUCAGGCUCUGGGCGUGCUCUCAGGGAUUGGCGUGGUGAACACCAUUGCUAGGAUCGUCUGUGGAUCGCUCAGCUCCUUCCCCUCUGUGAAGCCCUUGUGGCUGAAUAACUUCGCCCUGACCGCCGGCGGCAUCGCUACCAUCUUCAGCGGCGUGGUCAUCAGCGGAGCCACCCAAUGGACCUUCGCCGUCUUCUUCGGCAUCUGCAUCGCCUGCUUCUCGGCCCUGCGAUCCCUGAUUGCCGUCGAGCUCAUCGGCCUGGAGAAGCUGACGAACGCCUACGGAUUCCUCAUGUUGUUCCAGGGACUGGCUGCCACCGUCGGCAGUCCCAUUGCAGGUGUCCUCUACGACUCGACCGGCAGCUACAACGCUGCCUUCUACUUCGCCGGCGGCCUGAUCCUGCUCUCGGCCUUCCUGUGCUACCCGCUCCCCUGGAUCAGCAAAUGGGAGCAGCGGCGCAACGAGAAGCUGACCCCCCUGCCGGCGGCCUAAGGAGCUGCCAAGAUCGGAGGAGCGAAAGAAGACCUGCCGGACAGCCUGAACACCUUGUCAUCGCAGCCACAACUAUUUCCGAUGGCACAUUCGCUUUCGGCAACACCUAAUUGCCAAUCACUCAUGUCGAUGGAGCUCCCGAUUCCGAUU
Drosophila takahashii is the source of this 2302-nucleotide messenger RNA. RefSeq names its product monocarboxylate transporter 14. NCBI's taxonomy places the organism in Eukaryota, Metazoa, Arthropoda, Insecta, Diptera, Drosophilidae. Gene Ontology annotation, cellular component: membrane. Gene Ontology annotation, biological process: transmembrane transport; monocarboxylic acid transport. Gene Ontology annotation, molecular function: monocarboxylic acid transmembrane transporter activity. The record is from RefSeq and is a predicted model, not a curated record.